AGGCGAGGCAAGGUGGGCGGCGGGGACAAGGUGGGCGCUACUGUGCGGUAUAUACAUACACUCUGUAUAUAUAGAUCUAGAGACCGGCUUCAGCAGAAGAAGCCAGGAGGCCAGAAAAGAAGCAGAUUGUUCCACACGCAAGGGCACCCAUCCCACCGUGCAUCCCACACCGUUCUCGUUGAGCGGUUGUCGCCCUUCAUAGCGACCGGUUGUUUUCCCUAGUUCAGGCCCAUAAGAGAAAAACUACCUAUAUUUCGGGGUUCCCACGGCAACCCUCCACCUUCCACCAAAACAACACCACAUACCCCAGGCGCAAUGAAAGCGCUGUCACUUGUAUGCGCCAGUGCGUGCUUGCUUGCCGCUUCUGCGGAAGCUGCGUGUGAUUGGUCCACGGGCUCGUGCAGCGUCCCGCUCGUAAACCCUCGGUAUAAGAUUCACAAGGCAAAGAUCGCGCAACACAUGGCGAAAGCUCCAAUUGGUCGAUUUGGAAAAAGGCAAAUAGUGGUCAAUUCUUUGAACGGCACAGGGGACGCUGGCGGCACUCUCUUUGCGGUAAGUUGGUGGAGAACAUCUGGUUCAACCUAUAUAACGCAACCUGACCCAAUUGGAAUACAGUAUCACGGAGGUCUUAGUCUUGGAACUCCUGCUCAAAACUUUUCGAUCCUCUUUGAUACCGGUUCGCAAGCACUGUGGGUCCAGGCGCGAACGACAGCCGGAACCCUCAACACCGCCGGGGGUAUAUUCGAUACCUCGAAGAGCACCACGUUCCGCUCUCUCAAUCAGGCUGCGGAAAAGAUCGAGUACGUUGAUGGCACUGCUGUCAGCGGUACUCUGGUACAAGACACGGCAGCGAUUAACGGCCUCUCCGUCGCAAACCUUACAUUCGAGGUUGCAACGUCCAUCACAUCCCCACAAGGUCAAAAUCCCUCGGAUAUGGACGGCAUCAUGGGAAUGUCGUUCUCCCUGCCCACCGCAAAUCAGAUCCCUACAUUCUGGGAGCGCCUGGUGUCCGACAAGAAAGUCACCUCACCAGCAUUCGGAUACUUCAUCGACGAGACAAACGCUGGCGGCGGCUUGUCGUUGGGCGGAAUCGACAGCUCCCGUGUCGCUGGCCCGAUGCAAUACGUACCAGUAGCGGCAUCUGGCAACAGCGCUGCCGGGGAGCCCGUAUAUCUCUUCUGGCAAUCCAUCUUGUCUUCAAUCAACGUCGGCGGCGGUGGCAAGUUGGGAAUGUCGAGUAACUUUGGAGUGGUUUUCGACACGGGCACAAGUUUGGCUGUUUUCCCAGUGAAGGUCGCAAAUUCGCUGAACAAGGCCUUGGGACUCCAGUUGGCCACACAAAACGAACCAUAUCUCUACGUCAAGGACUGUUCUGACAACAAGAUUCCUGCCGGAUUCCCCGAUGUCACUCUCAUGUUCGGCAGCCAUAAUCUGACCGUUUCCCCGAAUGAAUACUUUUUCAUGCAACCGGGAGACAACCCAGGACAGAUCUUAUGUGUCUCCGGAUUUGCAGGGCAGGACAUUUCAUCCAGCUCAACCGUCUCGAGCGGCAAACAGCUUCUCGUCCCUCAGGCUAUCCUGGGAAAUGUGAUCCUGCGAAAGUUCUACACCGUCUUCAACUCCGGCGACCAUACCAUUGGGUUCGCCGUCGCUAACCGCAAGCUGAACACUCCUCCGGACCUCACAACCCCACCGGCAACCUCCGCACAAGGGUCGUCCGGCAGUAGUUCCGCAGCGCCAAAGCUGGACACCCGUUUCGCUGUCGUCACAUGCGUCUUGGGUCUUUUCAUCUCUGUCGCUAACUUCAUCUAAGAUAGCAAAUACCUCCCAUCAAGGCGUUUCCUCUCCACAUUUUUUUCGUUUUCUAUCGUACUCGGCAUUCCGCGGAGGCUUUACAGUAUAGCGAAGCAUGCUUUUGGAAUCUGAGGUAUAUAGAGGGCUGGCGCGUUGCUUCCAUUUCUCCGUGGGUUAAGAUUGGGGAGUCCAAUCUCUGAGGGUUUGUCCCCAGUUUGUAUAUAUGUACAUUAUCAAUAACAUCUGCAUAGAGAGAAUACCA
Molecule: messenger RNA, 2056 nt
Organism: Fimicolochytrium jonesii
Lineage: Eukaryota; Fungi; Chytridiomycota; Chytridiomycetes; Spizellomycetales; Powellomycetaceae
Product: aspartic peptidase domain-containing protein
Exons: 4
Coding region: 316-1812 (498 amino acids)
Biological process (GO): proteolysis
Molecular function (GO): aspartic-type endopeptidase activity
Source: RefSeq, a predicted model, not a curated record